Molecule: messenger RNA, 535 nt
Organism: Bursaphelenchus xylophilus (pine wood nematode)
Lineage: Eukaryota; Metazoa; Nematoda; Chromadorea; Rhabditida; Aphelenchoididae
Source: the annotation of a GenBank genome assembly
AUGUUCUACCAUGCCCACAAUGUCCCGGUUAACUAUGGGUUGCUCGGCUUAUGGACUGUAAUGCAGGCCUUAACAGUAUCUGCUAUAGGUAUGAUGAUAUGUUUUAGAUGAUAUACUUUAUUUACAGUGACCUUUUAUGCAGCGGAAGUUGUUUUACAAGCAAUGGUGGUAACUGCAGCCGUUGUGUUUUCAUUGUUCUGUUACACCUUGCAGACAAAGCACGACUUCAGAAAGGGAUACGCUCUUAUGGCCACAGUAUCCAUGGUAUUUCUGGUGGGAUGCAUGCUGCAGGUGAGGUUUUAUGUAACAAUAAUUGUUAAUACUUCAGAUUUUACUAAUGUCAACGUCUUUUAACUUCUUCAUGAGCAUCUUUGGAGCCAUCCUCUUCUCGGUCUAUCUGGUUUUCGACAUCGACGCAGUAAUGCAUCAUCACUCUGAAGAGGAUUACAUUCUGGCGUGUAUCAGUAUCUACAUGGAUGUAAUCAAUCUCUUCAUUAACAUUCUUCAAAUAAUCAACGAAGCCAACAGAAGUUAA